ACCACCUCAUUGCUUCUUGUUGUCUCUUUGUUACUCCGUAGUGUGUCAUUCUCAAACAAUGAAAAUUUACAAUGUGUUGAUUGCUUUGUGUCUUUGCGCUUUUUUCACGUUUGUUUCUUCUGAUAGCCCAGAAGCAAUGCGAGAUCUCGUUACGGAUUUUCCUGGUCAAUCUGGUGUGAGCUUCAGACAUUACGCCGGUUAUGUCCCGGUUGAUACAACAAAUGAGAGAGCUAUGUUUUACUGGUUUUUCGAGGCUAUGAGUCUCCCAAACCAGAAGCCUUUAGUACUAUGGCUUAAUGGAGGGCCUGGAUGUUCUUCCGUUGGAUACGGAGCAACACAAGAGAUUGGUCCAUUUCUCGUUGAUAAUAAAGGAAACAGUACUAAGUUUAAUCCCUAUGCAUGGAACAAAGAGGCCAACAUUCUGUUUUUAGAAUCUCCCGUUGGUGUUGGGUUUUCGUAUUCAAACACAACUAGUGAUUAUAAGAAAAUCGGCGAUGAUUUUACAGGGAGAGACGCAUACACCUUUAUCCAAAAGUGGUUAGAAAGAUUCCCAGCUUACAGAGAGAACGAUUUCUACAUAGCAGGAGAGAGCUAUGCAGGAAAGUACAUACCAGAGCUUGCAGAGAUCGUUUAUGACAAGAACAAUGAUAACUCGUCACUGCCCAUCAAGCUUAAGGGCAUCUUGCUUGGAAAUCCUGAAACGUCGGAUGCUGAAGAAUGGGACGGAUAUGUGGAUUACGCAUGGAGCCAUGCAGUAAUAUCAGACGAGACGUAUGGAGUCAUUAAAAAAAGUUGCAAUUUCAGUAGCAGCAUUACUUGGGAUAUUAAAGAAUGCAAAGACAGCGUCGACGAAAUAGUCAAGCAAUAUCACAAAAUUGAUCAGUACAGUCUCUAUACUCCUACCUGUAUUGGCAAUUCAACGCUUAACUCCUCCGUUGGUUUGACGCGAUUCAAGACUUAUCUCGCCAAUUCCAAAGAGAUGCCGAGUUUGAACGGAAAUUACGACCCGUGUUUAGAUGAUUACACAAGAGUGUUCUACAACAGAGCAGAUGUUCAGAAAGCUCUUCAUGCAAGUGAUGGUGUUCAUCUCAAGAAUUGGAGCAUUUGCAACGAUGAUAUUUUUGAUAAUUGGGCUGAUUCAAAUCCCUCAGUUUUGCCAAUAUAUAAGAAAUUAAUCGCUGGAGGAUUUAGAAUAUGGGUUUACAGCGGCGAUACAGACGGAAGAGUUCCUGUACUCGGGACAAGGUACUGCAUAAAGAAAUUGGAACUGCCCAUUAAGACGUCUUGGAGGCCAUGGUACCACGAGAAGCAGGUUAGUGGAUGGCUUCAAGAAUAUGAAGGUUUAACGUUCGGAACGUUCAAAGGAGCAGGACAUGAUGUGCCUUCUUUCAAACCUAGUGAAUCCCUUGCGUUUUUCUCCGCCUUUCUCAAAGGAGUUCUUCCUCCUUUGUCACCAUAGAGAGACAAAUCAUUUUAAAGAUUUUUAUAAGCUAAUAAAUAAUACAGUUUUGUAAGAACUUAUACACAUAUGUAUACUUAUAUUAUGUGUUUUGUUUUCAAAUCAUUGAAAC
This is a messenger RNA of Thlaspi arvense, 1571 nucleotides long. The record is from the annotation of a GenBank genome assembly. Lineage: Eukaryota; Viridiplantae; Streptophyta; Magnoliopsida; Brassicales; Brassicaceae.